Otolemur garnettii (small-eared galago) is the source of this 3060-nucleotide messenger RNA. RefSeq names its product RAB17, member RAS oncogene family (gene RAB17). Gene Ontology annotation, molecular function: GTPase activity; GTP binding. The record is from RefSeq and is a predicted model, not a curated record. NCBI's taxonomy places the organism in Eukaryota, Metazoa, Chordata, Mammalia, Primates, Galagidae. The transcript is spliced from 10 exons. Gene Ontology annotation, cellular component: endosome. The coding region runs from base 890 to 1528 and encodes 212 amino acids.
ACCACCCCGGCCCAAGGUUUCUGCUUCUGGCUCCUGCUCUGGGCUCUGUUUUGCCCUGGUGCCCUGCCCACCCGCAGAGGAAAGCAAACCUUUCCCCAGGCCAUACGGAAGGAGAACUGAACAUGGCAGGGGCCCUGUCGGACCGGUGAUAACAGGCUGAUUGGCUCCCUGGAAGUGACCAGGCUUGAGACAGACAGUGAAGUGGAUGGAUCAGUCCUGGUGGGAUCUGAUCAGAGACAGCACCUUUCUGUCACCUUUCUUGGUGACUCAUUUGGAACUGUGGACUCUGCGGCGCCCUUUGGCUUGCAGGCUGUGUCACAGACUAGUUUCCUUCCUGGAGGGAGGGCUCGCUGGUGUUUCAAGGCCCCACCUCCCAGUGCCGUGACAUUGAGGAUUAAGCUUCCAACACCUGCUCUUUACGGGACACAUUCAAACCACAGCAGGCCCCCAGAAGCUGUCCUCACUUCAGGCAAACAGCUCAAGACACAGGGCAUCCAGACCGGCCAGUGGUGGCCCAGGCUGCUUGUUGGGGCAGCGAGAGGUCAUCCAGAUAGAAUACAAAGUGAUGCCAGUGGAGUGUCCGAGGGAGGUAGCAAGUCCAGACAAUGGCCUUCAGUGACCACUGACCUUGUAAGAAGACAGCCAGGCGUUACUCGCCACCCGGGGAAAGCAGCCAUCACACUCCCAAAGCAUUCUUAUCUGAUGAGGCUUCUGUCCUGAACCACCAAGCCGUAGAAAAUACAGGGUUCCCAGAAAUAUAGUCAGUAACAACACAGGGACGAAACCAGCAAAUCCAGACCGGAGCCGGGCAAGGCAGCCUGAUUCCUCCCACGAGUCAACUGCACAGAGAAGAAAAAAAUCUGUGUCUAUACUGCGGUUUGCAAAGGCCAUGGCGGAGGCGCAAGGGAGCCCCGGGCCCUGGGCCGCCCCUGACCAGCCCUGUGUGUUCAAGCUGGUUCUCCUGGGCAGUGGCUCUGUGGGCAAGUCCAGCUUGGCCCUGCGGUACGUGAAGGAUGACUUCAGGAGCAUCCUGCCCACUGUGGGAUGUGCGUUCUUCACGAAGGUGGUGGAGUUGGGAGUCUCGUCUCUGAAGCUGGAGAUCUGGGACACAGCUGGCCAGGAAAAGUACCACAGCGUCUGCCACCUCUACUUCAGGGGUGCCAACGCCGCGCUCCUGGUGUAUGACAUCACCAGGAAGGAUUCCUUCCACAAGGCGCAGCAGUGGUUGCAGGACCUGGAGAAGGAGUUCCCCCCGGGGGAGGUCGUGGUCAUGCUGGUCGGCAACAAGACGGACCUCAGUGAGGAGCGGGAGGUCACCUUCGAGGAGGGGCAGGAGUUUGCUGAGAGCAAAAGGUUGCUGUUCAUGGAAACCUCUGCCAAACUGAACCACCAGGUGUCUGAGGUCUUCAGUGCCGUAGCCCGAGAGCUCUUGCGGAGACGCAAAAGGGAGGGCCCGGCUCAGGCCAGGGACGCAGCUGUGGCUCUGAGCGGGGGACCCAUGAGGCAGGUCAGAUGCUGUACCCACUAGAAGCAGCUACUGCAGGAGGGACUGUGGUGAGGACGCUCCCGGCUGGCUGUGAUCCUCAGUCACUGGUGUUCCUGAGCCCAGAAGGUUCCCAGAAGUUGGCAUCCUUUAUAAAGACCACUUCACAAAUCCAGUGACAAUGUCUUAGGAGGAUCCAGGCCAAGUGACUCCCAGAAGAAUGUUGGCCUGGACACCACCUGAUUCCAGAUGCCUGUGUCUGCACUAUCUGUAUUGUCACACUCUGGGCUGCCUCACCCUUGGACAGAGAGGAAUUAAACGGGGCAGAGAAGCAAGGAUUGGAAAAACAUUUUGAUUGCCCUGAUGGUUGCAAGAUGCUUCUACCUGGCUUGGACGGCGUGCUGGCCCAGUGGCUGGGCCCACCUGCUUCUGGGAGGUGGGAGAGGUGGAACAAGCCCCUUCCACUCUCUCCUUUUGGCUGCACAUUUGAUAAAGCAAAGUUUCUGCCAACGCUCAUGAAGAUUCGGAGGCUUAGCCUGAGAUGCAAAUUGUAUCACUUAUGCAUUUUUAUUUGUCUGAAAUUUUAACUGCUUUUGACAAUCAGGCUUUGGUGUGUUUUCAAGGACAAGGUGGAGGACAGAGCCUAAGGGUUGGUGUGACCACAGGUGUCCUUGUAUUUAUUCUAGGAGGGCUUGUUCUCAGAAAACAAGGAGGUGGCCCUCCUGCAAAGGCUGUGGAAAGGGUGGGCAUGGCCACCUCCCUGGAAGGCACCUGUUCCCAGAUGGUGAUGCACCUCACCAUUGUGACUGCCAGCCUUUACAGAGAAACCUAGAUCCCUCUUCGUGGGAUAGGGGUGAGCUCCCUGAGAGGGGUGACUCUAGUCACCUGACGUGACAAGGUGCAGGCCUUUCACAGCUGUUUCAAAGGUGGCCUUUUCUUGGAAGGUUCUUGCCUCUGGGGCUGGGAUCAGCAGGUGUGAGUUGCACAGGGUAAGACAGACGUUGUCACCUGAGCAGUGCAGCUGCGCCUGUCCCUGUGAGCACGAGCAGAGGGGAACCGAGUGCCCCUCCCAUUGUCCCAUCUCAUCAUCACUCCCAAGAGGGCUGUGCAGCCUGCUCCCCCCUGCCGGCCCUCUGCUCUGGCCCUUGUGUGGAGAGCACCUUCCCAGCCACCAGGCUUGACCUCUGGGAGCCUCAGCUUGCUGAAUUCUGCCUGGUGAGGCCACUGAGGAUGGCCCUGUGCUGGCCCCAGGCCACCCCCCACCUCCAUCGGGCCUGGCCUCCUCUGCAUCCCAACUGCAGGUGGUAACAUCCUUUCUAAAGAGCCUCCAGGGUCCUUUUCCUGACUGGAGGGGGCAUCUGUGCCUUUUGGGCCCUGGGGGACCCGGCUUCUGCUCUGGGUAGGUGAAAGCAGCUCUAGUCUUCCUGAGAGUGAGGCUUUCCUGGUGCUUAUGUGACCUCAAAGAAACUUCCCAAAUGGCCUUUAUGGGAUAAACACAGACCAGAUCUCACAAGGCUCUUUAUUGCCACGGUCUUUGAGGAAAGGUAAGGGUAAAUAAAGAAAGUAACAGCUUCUGA